AUGUUGAAAGAUUGUAUUGAUUUCUCCAAGGGUUGUCAAGAAUGUCUUGUACACUCAGGCAUUCAACAUGUCCCUGCAAGUAAAUUACAUGUUAUUGUGAAGCCAUGGCCAUUUAGAGGACGAGCUCUAGAUUUGAUUGGUGAAAUUCGACCAACAUCUUCUGAAAAUCAGAAAUACAUCUUAGUUAGCAUCGAUUAUUUUACAAAAUGGAUAGAAUCAAUUCCUUUAGUUAAUGUUGACCAAAAUGUGAUAAUAGAGUUUAUUCAAAAACACAUUGUGUAUAGGUUUGGAAUCCCCAAGACCAUUUCGACAGAUCAAAGGUCGAUAUUCGUUGGUCAAAAGAUGCAGAAAUUUGUUUAUAAAAUUGGAAUUAAGUUAUUAACUUCGAUGCCUUAUUAUGAUAAAGCAAAUGGCAAGGUUGAAGCAGCCAAUAAGGUCGUUAUUGGUUUGAUCAAGAAGCAUGUUAGGAAGAAGGAAGAGAAUUGGCAUAAAACUUUAGACCAAGUCUUAUGGGCAUGUCAAACAUCUCCUAAAGAAGCAACAAAUACUAUUCUGUUUCGAAUGACUUAUGGACAUGAAGUUGUAUUACCUAUUGAAAUUUACUUGCAAUCAGUCCUAAUUCAAAGCUGGGAUGAGAUUUCAUCCAAUCAUUAUUGGAGUAUGAUGUUACAUGAGAUGGUCUAUUUGGAUGAAGAAAGACUGACAGCGAUGGAUAUCUUGAUAAGACAAAAAGAGCGAGUUGACAUGGCUUAUUGA
Lathyrus oleraceus (garden pea) is the source of this 756-nucleotide messenger RNA. RefSeq lists its product as uncharacterized. Gene Ontology annotation, molecular function: nucleic acid binding. The transcript has a single exon. Gene Ontology annotation, biological process: DNA integration. The record is from RefSeq and is a predicted model, not a curated record. NCBI's taxonomy places the organism in Eukaryota, Viridiplantae, Streptophyta, Magnoliopsida, Fabales, Fabaceae. Bases 1 to 756 code for a protein of 251 amino acids.